AUGCUGAAGACGGAGGCCUCGGGGGAGAGGAGCAAUCUCCGGAGCGCCUCCCCCCACCGCAACGCCUACAGGACAGAGUUCCAGGCCCUAAAGAAGGCCUUCGACCAGCCACCCCGGCAGGACAGCAAGGAGCCCCAGCUCAAGGACACCGAGCGGGUCACUCAGCGCCGGGGACGACAGUAUGGUGCCCAUGUUAGCCGCAUCAAGGACAUGUUCAUGCAGAUGCAGGGCACAGAGAGCUCCGGUACUUCCACCAGGCGGGAAGACCCGUCGCCUCAGAAGAUGACCAAGCCCACCAACUUCAUCAACAAGGUGGACGGCUCAGUCAUCAAGCUCACGCAGCACCCUAUAGCGGACCGGACCAGCGCAGGGUCAAAGGUCGUAGAGACCAGGAAGCUGUUUGAGCAGCAGUCACGUGACGCAUCCCAGUCGCCUGUCUACUCCUAUGGCCGGGAGAAGAGGGGCUCCCAUGAGCACCUGGACGACUGGCGAGGGUCGCGCUCCAACAGGGGCAGCACAGACUCCCUGGACUCACUGUGUUCCAGGACGGAAGCCCAGUCGCCCACCGUGAGCCAGCUGAGCGCUGUGUUUGAGAGCGUCGACCACCAGGGAGGGGGAGGAGGGGGCCCAUUCCGGCGAGGCCGGGCACUCUACUCCCCUGAUAACUUCCACCGGCACGGCGACCUCAGUGAAGAUGACUCGCGCCAAUCCCCGGUGCGUGGUGGAGGGUACAGGAACUGCGUGGGGGGCAAACUUCCUGUGUCCUCAUCCUCAGAAGACCUCCUCAGCCCUAGCCCGCUGUCGGAGACAGUGGAGCUAAAACCCUUCCUGCAUGAGGAGGAGCCCCAGGAGAGAGAGGAGACAGCAGGGGAGUUAGGACAGAGCGACAGGGAGAGACAUCCUGUAGGGGCCACCGCCAACAGAGGGGAAGUGAACGGAUCGUAUGAGGAGAAGCAGGCGGAGGAAACCGACACCUCCAGAGAGACAUCGGGAGUCUGCACGGACUCAAGGCCCACAAAUGAUGCCACUGUCGGGGACAAGACUUCCGAGGACACCUAUGAUACCCCAGCUACCCCAGCCCAUGAUGAAGCCCAGGAUGAGGCAGAAGCCCGUGGGGAGGAGGUGGAGGUGGAGAAGGCCUCCUCCAGGCCCAGGGUCUCUCCAGAGGACCAGGUAGAAGAGCCCAAUGAGGAAUACAGUGGGAACGAGAGGGUGAUUUUUAACGCGGACGGAGACGCUUGCUACCAAGGCUGGGGGGAGAGCUGUACUGACCCUGAGGAUGACCUUUACGGUGAUGAUGACGUCAUCUAUGACCCUGGGAAUGAUCUUACUGAGAUCCCUGGUUUACCAGAGGAAGAGAAGGAGGAUAUCCCUCAGAAGAGGAAACUACGCUUCAGCACCAAACCCAUGAUGGUGUUCAACACCUACUGUAACGAGGACUAUGACAGGAGGAAUGAGGAGGUGGACCCGGUGGCCUCGUCAGCAGAGUACGAGCUGGAGAAGAGGGUGGAGAAACUGGAGCUGUUCCCUGUAGAGCUGGAGAAAGAUGAUGAUGGCCUUGGUAUCAGUAUCAUAGGAAUGGGAGUGGGUGCUGACGCCGGUCUGGAGAAACUUGGCAUCUUCGUCAAGACUGUCAUCGAGGGCGGGGCAGCUGAGAGAGAUGACAGGAUCAAGGUGAACGACCAGAUCGUGGAGGUGGACGGCACCAGUCUGGUGGGGGUGACCCAGAGCUUCGCUGCCUCCGUCCUGAGGAACACCCAGGGAGUGGUUAGGUUUGUGAUUGGUCGAGAGCGUCCGGGCCAGGUGAGCGAGGUGGCUGCUCUGAUCCAACAGACUCUGGAGCAGGAGAGGAGACAGAGAGAGUUGCUGGAGCAGCAGUAUGCCCAGUAUGAUGCUGAUGACGAUGAGACUGGGGAGUACGCCACUGAUGAGGAGGAAGAGGCGGGGCCGGCCGCGGACGGUGGUGGGGAUGAGGAGGGUGACGGGGAGAAGAGCAUCGAGGUGUUCGAUUUGCCAGAAACAGAUGACAUCAUUUCCCCCUCAGAGUUGGACGCAACCAAACUCUACCAGACAUUCAGAGAGCUGCAGAUCAAGCACACUGUCACCGAGGCAGAGAUACAGAAGCUCAAAAACAAGCUUGCUGUGGUGGAGAGGGAGAAGGCACGCUGGGAGAAGGAGAAGAGCCAGCUGAAGGCCAGCAUGGAGGAGAACAAGGAGAGGAUGCUGAAGCUGGAGAGUUACUGGAUCGAGGCCCAGACCCUGUGCCACACGGUCAACGAGCACCUGAAGGAGGCCCAGUGCCAGUACACCACCCUAGAGAAGAAGUACAACAAGGCCAAGAAACUCAUCAAAGACUUCCAGCAGAAAGAGGUGGAGUUUGUCCAGAAGGAGGAUGCAGAGAGGAAGAGGCUGGAGGAUACAGAGAAGGCCCACCUGGAGGAGAUCCAGGGACUGCAAGUCAGGAUUGCAGCCCUGGAGUCUGAGCUGAUGCAACUGAUGAAACAAAAUGGCAUCCAGAUGAACAACAACAACAACAGCGCCCAACAGCAGAGUCCUGGGAUGGCCGGCCCUGCCAGAGGUGAGUCCCCGGGAGAUGGAGAGAUCCAGAAAUACAGUGAGCUGAGUGAGGUGGUUCCCCACGCUGGAAGCAGACAGAGACUCUCCAGAGGACUACUACAGGACAGCAUCAGCUCUACAGAGGGAGAGGCAUCAGAGGGCCCUGGCAGUACUCGUUCAUCCAUCCGGAGUGCAGCCUCCAGUACUGUCGAUGAAUCCAGAGCCUCCAGGGCCCCUGGCAGUGGUGAGGGCUCCCCCAGACACACCCUCCACCAGCAGGCAGCAGACAACAACGGGUCUCAGUCUCCUGUGGUGUCCAGCCCCUCUGUCAGCCUGGAUGAUAAGAUCCCCAGGAGCGGUCUGGACCCACUGACACGAAGCAAAGGGAAGGACCGCAGAAGCUCACCAGGAAACAGUUCCACAGAGCCCACCGCUGAGAAUAGCCCAGAGAGGCUCAAGGCCAAGGGUCCUGUGGUGAAGGAUGAUCUGAGUACCAGCAGUAGCAGCUCAGUGGAGGUCAGUGGUCUGCUGACUGAAGCCAAGAUGUCCGGUCGCUCACACACCCUGGUGCUCUCCUCAGACGAGAGUCUGGAUAUGAUAGAUGAGGAGAUCCUAGAUGAGGGCCAGUGCCCCAAGCAGCACCAGUGGCAAAACCUCAUUGUGACAGAGUGGACCUCCCAGCAGGUAUCCCGCUGGCUCAUGGGACUAAACCUGGAGCAGUACAUCCCAGAUUUCAUGGCCAAGAACGUAGAUGGAGACCAGCUACUGCAGCUGGACAGUACUGACCUCAAGACCCUUGGCGUUGCCUCCUCCCAGGACCGGGCUCUGAUCAAGAAGAAGACAAAGGACCUCAAGGUCCUGAUGGAGAAGGCUCGGAGGAACUGGGAGAAACUGGACAAACAGCGAGAGAAGCUCCGUAAGAAAGAACUGGAGCAGCAACAGAAACAGGCCCACAAACCCAGCCACUCCGAGAUAGCAGAAGGGGUGAAUGUGAACAAGCCCAGUCAGAGCAAAGACGGGGACACACAUUUACACACGGCAGCGCGCCUGGGUAUCCCUGAGCUGGUGGCUCUCUACAUCUCCCACGGGGCCCAGGUGGACGCGGUCAACUCCCUCCAGGAGACGCCCCUGAUCACUGCAGCCUUCUGGGCCCUGGACAGUCCUACUGUGAGGACCGCCACCUGGUCUGUGGAACCUGGACAGUCCUACUGUGAGGACCGCCACCUGGUCUGUGGAACCUGGACAGACCUACUGUGA
Molecule: messenger RNA, 3813 nt
Organism: Salvelinus namaycush (lake trout)
Lineage: Eukaryota; Metazoa; Chordata; Actinopteri; Salmoniformes; Salmonidae
Product: neurabin-1-like
Exons: 19
Coding region: 1-3813 (1270 amino acids)
Biological process (GO): neuron projection development; calcium-mediated signaling; actin filament organization
Cellular component (GO): dendrite; actin cytoskeleton; cytoplasm
Molecular function (GO): actin filament binding
Source: RefSeq, a predicted model, not a curated record